Messenger RNA from Andrographis paniculata, 1089 nucleotides. Its product is annotated as GDSL esterase/lipase At5g08460-like. Bases 1 to 1089 code for a protein of 362 amino acids. The record is from RefSeq and is a predicted model, not a curated record. The transcript has 5 exons. NCBI's taxonomy places the organism in Eukaryota, Viridiplantae, Streptophyta, Magnoliopsida, Lamiales, Acanthaceae. Gene Ontology annotation, molecular function: hydrolase activity, acting on ester bonds.
AUGGAGAUCCAUGGAUGGACCGCCGGUUUCCUGCUAGCAACAAUAUUGAGCAGUGUCGAUGCAGCAGCAGAGUUGAGCGCCAUGUUUGUGUUUGGGGAUUCGCUGAUGGAUCCAGGAAACAACAACUACUUGAGCUCGACGGCCAGGGCCGACUUUCUACCUUAUGGCAUCGAUUUCUUUGCUGGCCCUUCUGGCAGAUUUUGUAAUGGAAAAACUGUAGUCGAUUACCUCGGAGACCUGCUGGGAAUUCCUCUUCUGCCAGCCUAUGCGAGCCCUUUUUCGACUGGAAAAAGCAUUCUUAGAGGAGUGAAUUAUGCUUCAGCUGCAGGAGGGAUUCUUGAAGAGACAGGAAAGACUCAUGGUGAAAGGUUCAGCUUGUCGCAACAAGUAGACAACUUUGAGAGCACACUAAAUGAGCUGAGGGUCGAAAUGAGAGGAGACGAGGAGCAACUAAAGAGUUAUUUAAGCAAGGCGCUAGUCGUAAUGUCACUCGGCAGUAACGACUACAUCAACAAUUACCUCCAACCUUCAUACUACACAUCCAGCUAUCUCUACACUCCUCAAGACUACGCAAGUCUUCUCAUCAAUCGAUACGCAACCCAAAUUCUGAGAUUAGAGAGUUUAGGGCUUAAAAAGUUCGUUUUAGGAGGGAUCGGGCCGUUGGGUUGCAUCCCGAAUCAGCUUGCGCGCAAUGAGGUGCAAGGCGAGUGUGUGGUCUCCACCAACAAUGCUGUGGCCAUGUUCAACCAUGACCUGAAAUCACUGGUCGACAAACUCAACAACAACAAUAAUAAUGGAUCUAUCUUUGCCUAUGGCAAUAUAUAUGGAGCAUUCAUGGACAUACUCAACAAUGGUAGCACCAACGGACUGAAAGUGAGAGAUAGAGGGUGUUGUGGAUUGGGGAAGAACCGGGGCCAGAUAACAUGCCUGCCGAUGUUGGUGCCGUGCAGCAACAGACAAGAGUACGUCUUCUGGGAUGCAUUCCAUCCCACCCAAGUGGUCAAUCAGAUGUUGGCGAGUCGGGCACAUUCGGGCACCCAAUCCGAUUGCUACCCGCUGAACAUUCAGCAGAUAGUCGCAUCCAUUUGA